AUGGAUUCUGGAAAAGAUCUUAAAAAAGUACAUAGAGUAUCAAAAGCAGGUGCAAAAGCAAAUAAAAAGAAAGCAGCCAAAUUAAAGAAAUUAGAACAAAAUGAGGCAUUAAAAGGUCGUAAUCCAAAAGCAUUUAUAUCACAAGCAGCAUAUGCAUCGAAUAGAUUAACAAUUCGUAAUUUAGAUAGAGAGGCAAAACGUGUCAAUCUACCAGUUAUCGAUAGAUCAGGUACAGCAGUUGAAACACCACCUUAUGUGAUUGCAGUUGUUGGACCACCAAAAUGUGGCAAAACCACAUUAAUUAGAUCAUUAAUUAAAAACUAUACAAGACACUCAAUCUCUGAUGUCAAAGGUCCAAUCACAAUCGUAGCAGGUAAAAAACGUCGUUUAACAUUUAUUGAAUGUAAUAACGAUUUAAAUUCAAUGAUAGAUACUGCCAAAGUUGCAGAUUUAGUAUUACUAUUAAUCGAUGCUUCUUAUGGUUUCGAAAUGGAAACUUUUGAAUUUUUAAACGUUUUAAAAACUCAUGGUUUCCCAAAAGUAAUUGGUAUUUUAACUCAUUUAGAUGGUUUUAAAAAUAAUAAAAAAUUAAAAAAAACAAAAAAGAAAUUUAAAGAUAGAUUUUGGACUGAAAUUUAUGAAGGUGCAAAAUUAUUUUAUUUAUCAGGUAUUAUACAUGGAAAAUAUCCAAAAGUUGAAAUUCAUAAUUUAGCAAGAUUUAUAUCAGUUGCAAAUUUCAUACCUUUAUCAUGGAGAAAUACACAUCCAUAUGUUUAUGUUGAUAGAUUUGAAGAUACAACCGAACCAGAAUUAGUUAGACAGAAUCCAAAAAUUGAUAGAAAUAUUUGUUUAUAUGGUUAUGUUCGUGGUACUUAUUUGAAACCACAUAUGAAAGUUCAUAUUCCAGGUAGUGGUGAUUACCUUAUGAAAUCAGUAACCUCCUUACCUGAUCCAUGUCCAUUACCAACAGAGAGAAAGAAAACUUUAAAUGAAAAGGAACGUUUACUUUAUGCACCAAUGGGUGAUAUUGGUAAUAUUCUUUAUGAUAAAGAUGCUGUAUAUAUUAAUAUUCCAGAAAGUAAAUUAAAUUUUUCAAAAGCUAAAGAAGAAGGAGAGGGUGAAGGUGAAAGUAUGGUUAAAGAUCUUCAAAAUACACAAUUUUCAAUUGAUGAAAAGAUGGAACAUUCAGAAUUAUCAUUAUUUUCAAAUAGACCACCAAUUAAAUUUACAAAUAAUACUUAUACACAAAUUGAAGAAAUUGAUGAUAAAGAUUAUUAUGAUUCCGAUGGUGAAAAAGAUGAAGAAGAACAAGAAGAACAAGAAGAAAAAGGUACUAAAAAAGUUGAAGUAGUCGAAGAAAAAGAUGGUAGAGUUAGAAGAAAGGUUAAAUUUAUUGAUAUGAAGAAGAACCCUGCUAUUAAUAGUGAUGAUGAAGAGGAGGAUGAUGAUGAAGAUGGUGACGAGGAAGAUGAAGAAGAAGAUGAUGAUGAUGAUGAUGAAAAUGUCAAUUCUAGUAAAGUUGAAUUUGAUGAUGAUGAUGAUUUAGAAGAAGAUGAAGAAUUAAGUGAUGAAGAAUAUUAUGAUCCAGAAAAUAAAAAUAAAUUAAAUUUAGAAGAUGAAGAAGAUGAUGAUGAAGACGAAGAUGAAGAAGAUGACGAUGAGGACGAAGAUGAAGAUGAGGAUGAUGAAGAUGAAGAAGAAGAAUAUGAUGAAGAAACUGGUGAAAGUGCUAAAUGGAAAGAAAAGAUGAAACCAACAAUUCAAAUUACAGGUACAAAUCAUUUAAAUUUAUCAAGAUUAAUUUAUGGAGAUGAACCAUCAAAGAAAUCAAAUAAAAAAGAUGAAAAUGAAGAAGAUGAAGAUUUCUUUAAAGUUAAAAAAGGUGGUUAUGGAUCAAUGAAAUUAAGUACUGAUAAAGAAGAAUCAACAAAAGAUUUAUUAGAUUCAUCAAAAUAUAUUCAUUCAAUAAAUGAUUUUAAAUCUGAAGAUAUUAAAGAAUUGUUAGCAAUUAAAUUUGUAAAUAGAAAUGAAUUGGAAACUACAGGUUUAAUUGGUAAGAAUAAUGCUGAAGGUGAAGAUGAAGUUUUAUUUGGUGAUUUUGAAGAUUUAGAAACUGGUAAAAAAUAUGAUUCAUCAUCAUCAACAACAACAAAAAAUAAUAAAGAAAAUGAUAAAGGUGAAGAAGAUGAUGAUGAUGAUGAUGAUAAUUCUCAAUCAGAUGAUAAAAAUAAUAAAGAAAAUUCAAUUGAAAAUGAAAGAGAAAGAAAUAAAUCAAAAAAAGAAAAACAAAUUGAAAAGAUUAAUGCAAAAUAUCAAGAGAAUGAAAAAGAUUUCCAAGGUGAAUUAAAUGAAGAAGUAAAGAGACAAAGAGCAAUUAAUGAGAAAGAAUUUGAAAAUGAUGAUCAAUUCUAUCGUCAAAAGUAUGAAGGUUUUCCAAUUGGUGUUUAUGUUAGAAUUGAAUUUGAAAAGAUACCAUGCGAAUUUAGUGAAUAUUUCGAUCCUAAAUUCCCAGUGGUUGUAGGUGGUUUAUUAAGUUCAGAAGAGAAUUUGGGUAUGAUUAAUGUUAGUCUAAAGAAACAUCGUUGGCAUAAGAGAAUUUUGAAAUCCAAUGAUCCAUUGAUGAUUUCAGUAGGUUGGAGACGUUUCCAAACCAUUGUACUUUACUCAACCAAAGAUAUUAAUGGUCGUAAUCGUAUGUUGAAAUACACACCAGAGCAUAUGCAUUGCCACGCCUCUUUCUAUGGCCCAUUGACACCACCAGGCACUGGUUUCAUCGGGUUCACAAAUGCAAAUAAUAAUCAAGCUGGUUUCCGUGUAUCUGCAACCGGUACCGUAUUGGAUUUGGAUUCAUCUAUUAAUGUAGUAAAGAAAUUGAAGUUGAUUGGUCAACCCGAUAAAAUUAUGAAGAAAACUUGUUUUGUCAAUGGUAUGUUUACAAGUCGUUUGGAGGUGGCUAAAUUCGUUGGUGCUACAAUUCGUACAGUCUCUGGUAUUAGAGGUCAAAUUAAGAAACCAUUGUCUCAUCCAGAGGGUUCUUUCCGUGCAACUUUUGAAGAUAGAUUAUUACCAUCCGAUAUCAUUUUCUUACGUACUUGGUAUACCAUCACACCAACUCGUUUCUAUAAUCCUGUAACCUCAUUAUUACAAGAGAAGAAGACUCAUUGGGAAGGUAUGAAAACUGUUGGUCAAUUACGUUUUGAGAAUAACCUUUCUGCACCUGUCAAAAAAGAUAGUUCCUAUCAAGGUAAGAUCGAAAGAGAUGAAAAGAAAUUCAAAGAACUUCGUAUUCCAAAUAAACUUCAAUCUCAAUUGCCAUUCGAUUUGAAACCAAAAGGUACUAAAAUCAUUAAAAACGCCGAUGAUGCUUUACUAUCUUCUCGUGUUAACAUCAUUGAACCCCACGAGAAACAAGUCGCAGAUUUAAUGAGACGUUUGGAAAGUAUUAAAAAUAAAAAGAUUGAAAAAGAACAACAACGUAAACAACAAUAUCAAGAUGAAAAACUUAAAAAACAAUCUAAAAUUGAUGUUCUCAAAGAAAAAAAACAAAAAGAAACAAAGAAAAGAAAAUCAAAAUUAGAAGCAUUAGGUAAAAUUAAAAAGAAAUCAAAAAUGGGUUAA
Messenger RNA from Dictyostelium discoideum AX4, 3618 nucleotides. It is a transcript of the gene bms1l, whose product is annotated as BMS1-like ribosome biogenesis protein. Gene Ontology annotation, biological process: ribosome biogenesis; ribosomal small subunit biogenesis. Gene Ontology annotation, molecular function: GTP binding. The record is from RefSeq and is a predicted model, not a curated record. The transcript is spliced from 3 exons. Lineage: Eukaryota; Evosea; Eumycetozoa; Dictyosteliales; Dictyosteliaceae. Bases 1 to 3618 code for a protein of 1205 amino acids. Gene Ontology annotation, cellular component: nucleolus; small-subunit processome; nucleus.